AUGAUGAGCACGCUGGUCCCGCACGACGUUCUCUGCCUCGUCCGCGCCGUCCGCAACGGCGCCUUCUAUGGCACCAAGAUCCGCGCGCCCCACGCGCUGGUCAUGGUGCUGCUCUUCCAGAAGAAACCGCUGCGCGACCAGCUCCGUGCGAUCAUCAAGCUCACGUACGAGCACACGAAGAACUUGGCGUGCUUUGUCGGUGUCUACAAGACGUCGCUGCUUGCGCUCAAGGCGAUGCAUGGCGGCGCGACGGCCACGAGCGCGGGCUUGAACCCGGUCGUGCCAUGGCACGCGGCGGCCGCCGGCGCGAUCGGCGGGUAUGCGAUCUGGUCCAAGUACUCGAACAUCAACUACCAGAUCGUCAUGUAUCUCUUCUCGCGCGUCCUCAUCGGCCUCGUCAAGCUCCUUAGCGCCAAGGGCGCGCCGAUCCUCCGCGACUAUGCGUUCCCCGAGGUCUACCCCGUGCUCGCGUGCGCUACGUGGGCCAUUGUCAUGUGGCUCUUCGAGUGCCAUGGCCACGUGCUGCACCCGUCGCUCAAGAAGAGCAUGGACUUUCUGUACCACGACGCCAACUCAUGGGACUCGAUCCAAGACUUUCUGCCGUCGCCCGCGACCGUCGCCGUGUGCGCGCUCACGUGGCUGAACUUUUAA
Saprolegnia parasitica CBS 223.65 is the source of this 651-nucleotide messenger RNA. RefSeq lists its product as hypothetical. Gene Ontology annotation, cellular component: peroxisomal membrane. The coding region runs from base 1 to 651 and encodes 216 amino acids. The transcript is spliced from 3 exons. The record is from RefSeq and is a predicted model, not a curated record. NCBI's taxonomy places the organism in Eukaryota, Oomycota, Saprolegniomycetes, Saprolegniales, Saprolegniaceae.